CUUGAAUAUUCAAUAUUGCGGACACGAGACCGGAGGAAGCUGCGAGUUUCGAAUUUCUCUCUGCAUAUCAUAACGAAGAACGAAUUCUUGUGGUCAUCGAUCGUCUUCUGGACGUUGAAAUUCAUAUCACCCAAACAGCGACACCAAUUUCUCCUCCUAAGAUCGCCCCGGAUAACUGUCCUGUCCCCAUCCCUCUCAGAUGCUUUAAUCAGAAGAACAAGGACGGCGGGGAACAACCGGAGAAAUGUCGUUCGAGGCCGGCGGAGGCAGGGAGAAGAAAUUCGUGGAGUUCUGUAAGGGCGUUAAUGGCCUCGAUAAGGUCAUCCUGCGCGAGGUCCGUGGCCAUUCUGCUGAGGUUUACUUGAAUGGAGGUCAAGUUACAUCUUGGAAGAAUGAAUAUGGAGAAGAAUUGCUUUUCCUCAGUAGCAAGGCCGUUUUCAAACCUCCAACAGCAAUAAGAGGAGGUAUCCCAAUUAGCUUUCCUCAAUUUGGAAUGCAUGGUUCCCUUGAACAACAUGGAUUUGCAAGAAACACGGUGUGGACCAUCGAUAAAGAUCCCCCUCCGUUUCCAACAGUUAGUUCCAAUAAGGCCUUCAUCGAUUUAAUGCUUAAACCAUCUGAAGACGAUCCAAAGAGCUGGCCUCACAGAUUUGAAUUUCGGAUAAGGAUCGCUCUGGGACCUGGAGGAGAUCUGAUGUUGACAUCCCGCAUCCGGAAUACAAAUACUGAUGGGAAACCUUUUACAUUUACCUUCGCCUAUAACAACUAUUUCUAUCUCACUGAUAUCAGGUUUUCUCAUGACCUUCUUUAAUCGUUGCUGUAUCUGUGUAUGGGACCAUGGGUCCUCAUUCCGUAGGCUUUGCUGCUUCUAGGUACAUUCUGUUGCAUGGAAAAGUUGUACUACUUUUCCUUAAUGCUUAAAUCAAACACGCAAAAAAGGAAAGUUCACAUCAAAUGGUAUGCAUGUCCAUGCAUGGUUCUCUAAUGUACUAUAACUUGUUGACAGAGUGCUUUUCUUAGAGUUCCGUGUGUCUUUGAAUGUCAGCCUGGACUGAUGGAGGUCCUCCUAUAUUUUGUUAGUUCGUUGAGUAUUCCAACUACAAGUGACGAAUCAAUAAGUGUGAGUGACAUGUCCCCCACUGUAGAAUGUAGGUCAGAGUUACUUUAGUAAUCUGAAGCGGAUCCAUACUUACAUAUAAUCAGAAGCUUAAUAUUCCCAAGUCAUAUAAGUAUAUGUGGCUUCCUUGCUAUGUUGUCCAUGGUUAUGCACGGUGCUAUUUAAUUGCUCUUUUUGGAUAGCAAAGGGUGGCUGCUGCAAACUCUCUAACUAUGACUUGGAUUUGUGUGCAACAUGAACUUAAAUCGUGUGCAAGCUAGAAAUCUUUGUGAUACCAGCCUGUACAUUCUAUCUUUGUUCAUUUCAGAUAAUAAUCAGUCUCAUUAAAAUGUGAAUUUUCACUUUUUUCAUUUAAAGAUAAUUGUUUGCUAUUUCUAUCCUUAAUGAUCAAGAUCACUCGUUGCUUUCAUCUAGUGAAGUGCGGAUAGAAGGAUUAGAGACAUUGGAUUAUCUGGAUAACCUUAAGGACAGAGACCGAGUUACUGAACAAGGGGAUGCCAUAACAUUUGAAUCAGAAGUCUGUAUCAUAGUUUCCCGGGAGUACUACUUGUUAUGUUUAUCAUUUCGUAGCUCUCGGUGUUAAUAGUCCUGUGAUGACACGACUAUUUUCUGAUGUUAAAGGUUGAUAAAGUAUAUCUGAAGACUCCUACUAAGAUAGCUAUUUUGGAUCAUGAGAGAAAGAGAACAUAUGUAUUGCGGAAAGAUGGACUUCCAGAUGCCGUUGUUUGGAAUCCAUGGGACAAAAGAGCAAAGGCGAUCGUUGAUUUAGGCGACGAGGAGUAUAAACAUAUGCUGAUGGUAGGAGCUGCUUGUGUGGAGAAACCAAUAACACUGAAACCCGGGGAAGAAUGGAAAGGCAGACAGGAGCUUUCAGCUGUUCCCUCUAGUUACUGUAGCGGGCAACUUGAUCCACACAAGGCUCUUCGUUUAGGCUAGGAAAAUUCAGCAUUCUCGAACCCAUUUCCUCUACAUACAGGGGAAGGAACCCAGUUGGAGGAAACUGCCAAGUUGGUGCAGAAGCUUUGGUUUUGCCAAGACUUUGUGGAGGCAAGGUUGAAAGAGUGCAGUUUAGAGUAUGUUGCGUACAGACUACAGAGAUUGACUACUCGGUUGAGUAGAAUUGUAAACAAACCUUACUCUGUCACUUCUCCCAGUAGCACAGUAGAAAAUGAUGAGCGUUGAUUCUUAUUUACCCCUUUUUUUUUUUGGUUACUUCUGUGAUGGAUGGAUGGAAGGAAGGAGUAAUACAUCCUUCACCAAAUCAUUCCAAAUUGUCAGAGACACAAACAUCCAUUUAUUUUUUAAAUAGAUUUUAUCUUUCAUCGAAGCAAAAGACCAAGUUAUGGUAUUUACAGAAGGAGGCCGCAGCAGGGUUGUAUUCUGCGCAGACAUUGACAAGUGAUGGUAGUAAAACAGCACUGUACCAUGCGCGGUUGCAUUGACGGCUGCCUGGAGAGGGAUUGAUUACUGACUAUGUGAACUCAGGCUAUAUCAGCCACGAGAGGCGAAGUGAAGCCGCUCGUCCUGCGAUUACGACGAGCAUUCGACCACACGAAGCUUCGCCAGAACGGUCGAUGCUGCUUCAGGAGAUUGCCAUUGCUGCUGCUGCGGCCGCCGUUGAUGAUCUCAAGUUGGGAGCGCCGCAGCAUUUCCCACAUGACUUGGACGUCCUCAUACCCGCAAGUCUGGACGUCGUUGUGAAGCAUCAGAAUCCCGCCACCUUGUUUGCGGGACUUGACGCGAGCAGAAACGGCGACCCAAACGCGGCGGACGGGGAAGAUCACUUUGUCCCACCAAUCCAUCAAUCUAUCCUUUACUCUUAAUCCUUUCCUCUUGCCAGCGCCGGCGACGAAGUAGCACCACUUCCGCCUGAAUCCGCCGUCGCCGUCCUCGCUGCUGCGGGGCGCUGCUUCUUAACCCCGGCACACCUCUUAGAUUACUCCUCCUGCCGUAUCACGCAGCAGCAGAAGAGAGAGAGAGAGAGAGAGGAGAGGUGGGCUUUUAGCGUUGGGCACAA
This is a messenger RNA of Linum tenue, 3134 nucleotides long. The record is from the annotation of a GenBank genome assembly. Lineage: Eukaryota; Viridiplantae; Streptophyta; Magnoliopsida; Malpighiales; Linaceae.